AUGGUAGCAACAUAUGAAAAUAUUUUUGAAGAUGUUUCAAAAACAGUAGAAUCAAGUCCCAUUCAGAUAUGGACAUUAAAUGAAACCCUAACUGGACUGUUCCUGGUAUUAGUUCUAUAUCUGUCCUUAGUUUUAAAGAUACUACCGACGUUUAUGAAACAUCGCCAACCUUUUCAACUGAAUCGCUUACUAUCAAUUUACAACGCCGUUCAAGUUACUUCAUCACUCUAUAUAGUGUUUCUGUAUUCAAAAUACGUCUUUCGUCAUGGUGUUAUUACGACAAGAUGUCCGCAAGGCGAGGAUUUAAAAGACAGCAUAAACGACAUCCUUCCAUACUUCAUAGCGAAGCACGUCGACCUCUUAGACACAAUAUUCUUCAUCCUACGCAAAAAGCAAAACCAAGUGACCUUCCUCCAUGUAUACCAUCACAGUGCCAUGGUGGGAUGGACAUGGUUCCACUAUAUGUAUCACCCAUGUGAUCACUUUGUGGUCGUUGGUCUAAUCAAUAGCUUCGUACAUGUUAUUAUGUACACUUACUAUUGGCUGGCUUCUUUGGGCCCAGAAUACGCCCGGUUCGUUUGGUGGAAGAAACAUCUUACUAAAGUGCAAUUGAUACAAUUCGUCUUGGUUAUAUCAAAUCUCUACUACCAGCAGAAGUUGAGCCCUUGUCCUCUUCCAGCCGCAUUUCACUACUAUUGCCUCUUCUGCAUCAGCUCUUUCUUCGUACUCUUUAUAAAUUUCUAUCUCCAAAGCUAUAGCAAAAGACGUGUAUCUAACUCUGCUAAAGAGGCAGUAAAAGAUGAUUAA
This is a messenger RNA of Pieris macdunnoughi, 807 nucleotides long. NCBI's taxonomy places the organism in Eukaryota, Metazoa, Arthropoda, Insecta, Lepidoptera, Pieridae. The record is from the annotation of a GenBank genome assembly.